CUGUCUAUGUCUGCCCGCGACCUGCGCUGAGGGUUCGGCUAUUAGACGCCUCUCAGCGGGAUCUCUUUCCGCGAAGUCGCGAGGGUUCUUAACGGCGGGUUCGAUGCGCGCAGAUUGUGCGGAUUACUAAGGGGGCCACGUAUAUCGGAGAUGCCGGUGCGUAGGCACACCUGCAUGGUUGGCCGUCGACGAACUGAGGUGUGAAGCUCGUUGUUACCAUCGCUAAGGAGGCUUCUUACGUACGACCGCCUACGAUUUUCAGGCAUCUAAGCGACCAUUGCAAGCACUGGGGAAGCCACAGUGGCUUAAGGUGCGGGGUUUCCUGCUUAACGUUGGCGACUCGGGCUGGUGUAUGAAGAUCGCUCAUUAGGUCGUGGCACAGUCAAGUUAGGGGUUGAUCAACUCAAUAGUUUUUUUUUGCGUGUGAGUACACGGGUUGAGUCGACGUGGGGACGAUGGACGUUGACGGCGAGGGGAAGGCUCCGCGGGGGAGGUACUUCGCGCGCUCCCCCGUGCGCGCGUCGUCCAUGGGUGGCGCGCGAUCCGGGGCGGCAGAUCUGACGGCGAAUGCGCCUCCGGGACGCGGUCCGAGAGGAGGCGCAGGGGUGACUGGGUUGCGGUAUGCGGGGGAGAAGGAGGAUGAGGAUGACGAGGGGGAGGAAGAAGAGGAGGAGGUGGAAGACGAGGGGCUAGGGGAUGAGGGAGAGGGGGAGGGGGAGGGGGACGAGGACGAGGAAAUGGUGGAGGGGGAGGCGGAUGGGGGGGACGAUGAGGAGGGGGAUGAGGAUGAGGAGGGUGGAGGGGACGGAGGUGAAGAUGAGGAGGGGGAUGAUGCAGAGGAGGCCGAAGAGGAGGAGGUUGAGGGCGGAGAAGAGGGCGGUGCGGGGGAGAACGAGGACGAGGAGGACGAGGAAGCGGACGAGCAAAAGGGCGACGAUGCGGGUGGGGAUGAAGGAGACGAAGAAGACGAGGAGGAGGAGGCCGCGGGGGAAGCGGAGGAGGAGGAAGAAGAAGAGGAAGAAGAGGGGGGGGAGGAGGAGGGGCACGAGGGUGUGGCGGACACGGAGCGCGCAGGGGGCGCGGACAUGGCGGACGACCUGGCAUCCGAUGACGAAGACGAAGACGAAGACGAGGACGUGGACGGGGACGGGGACGAGGACGAGCGCGCGCAUCAGCACGAGCGGGACGACCGCCCGCGGCCUCAGGCGCGACCUGCGCACGGCAAGCAGCUGCUGGUGGCAGGCGUGGCGCGGCGCGGCAACAAGCUCGUCAUCUCCCGCCCGGUUGGAGGGGGGUUGGACGAACAGGACGGGGGACUUGAGGGGGAUGAAGAGGCGGUGGGGCGGGAGGAAGAGGAGGAGGAAGAGGAGGAGGAAGAGGAGGAGGAAGAGGAGGAGGAAGAAGAGGAGGAAGAAGAGGAGGAAGAAGAGGAGGAGGAGGAUGGGGAAGAGGACGCGGAGGGAGAAGGGGAGGUAUCCGAAGACGCGAAGCUUCCGUCCCAAGUGACAGGCGUCAGACUGGAAGAAUCAGAGAGCAAGGAUGUGGAGGACGAGGCGGAGGAGGAAGAGGAGGACGGGUCUGGUGCAGGUGCAGCUGACAAUGAGAAUUCGGACGAUGAGGGGCAGGAACGCGAGGAGGACGGGGAAGCAGACACAGAAAAGGAGGAGGACGAAGAAGAGAAGGGAGAAGGGGAGGAGGAGGAGGAGGAGGCGGAGGUGGAUGAUGAGGACGAUAUUCCAGCGGACAUCACGACGCCUCUGAAGCCGUCCGAGCUGGAGAACAUGCCGCUGAAGGAGCUGCGGCAACUGUACACGACCCGCUUGGGCGAGGUCACCACGAGCAACAACAGCACGUGGCUGCGAAGGAAGCUGCUUGGCAUGUGCGCCACAGUGCGAUCCAAGGGAAACUCACCAACUAAGCCCAGCAAGCCAGGGUCGCCUUCCCCAGCGCCGUCCCCACAGCUGUCGGCCCGCACCCACAGCAAGCGCUCGUCGCUCCCCCCAAAGAAGUUCCGCUCUGACGUCAUCAUGCUGCCGCUCUCGCAGUCCCCCACCGCCUCCCCCUCACCUGCCGCGCACCGCAAGCUGCUCCUCCUUCCGCCCCGCCCCCCCACAUCAAGUGAUCAAGAUGGGGACGGUGCUUCGGCUGCCGAACCUGGGCUGCAGGCUCGGCAGCUUCCCUCUGCUCCACAGGGGCAGGGGGUGCUGGUGUGGGUGAAAGUGCAGCCAGGAUUGCCCUGGUGGCCGGGCCUAGUUCGAAAAAUACACGCGCCGGUGCAUGCAGGCGAGAAGUCGGAGGAUGGAGGCAAGGCGACAGGCGGUGGGGGUCCACAUGAAGGUGAAAGGGCAAAAGUGAAGGAAGAGCAGGAGGAAGGGAAGGGGAAGAAGAUUGGUGUGGAGGUGGCAGCAGCAGCGACCGGCAUAGCAGUGUUGGAGGGGCUCAUUGGCAAGAGGACCACUGUCACGAGCUUGCUUGUCCUUCCCUUCGCACCCGUUCGCGAUCACUUAGCAUCGCAGCGUCUGCCGUGUGUCCCAGGGCUGCGCUCGCUCUUCCGCGCCGCCGUGGCUUGGGCGGACGCACACGCACGGCAGCACAGGGACAGAGAUGGGUCGGACCUGGCGGCGCUGAGGUACACUGAGUGUUUCAAGUGCAACGCACCGCUCAGCACCGCGUUGCCUUCAGCAGCUGACACCAAAGCUGUGAAGCGUGAGCGCACAGAGGAGGGAGCUGCAGGCGAUCGUCACGAUAAAGAACACGGGUCACGAUCUCCCAUUCCUUCUGGUGACGGCUGUGCCUUACACUGUGCGUCAUGCCCUCGUGCCUACCACGCUCGCUGCGCUGCUACGUCUGAGGUUAAGGCAGGGCACGACUGGCAGUGCAGCGCUUGUGAAGCAGCCACGGUGGAGAGGCUAGCACGGGCCGACGCACGCACUGCUGCUGUCAGGACUGAAAGGACGUUCAAGCGUCGCAGGAUGAGCGAUCUCCCGCUCCCUGGCACCUCCUCUCCCCCCUCCGCCUCCCUCUCCUCCGCACGCCGGGCAGGUGCGGCAGGCCCCGGGCAGGCAGCAGAUCCGGGCAGUCAGAAAUCCCUGGGAAACACUAGGGAGCGGCGCAAGGGGCCGAAGAUGAGCUGGUCGAGCCUGGCAGAGUCGGAUGAGAGUGAGGAGGAGGAGAGACAGGGCGCGGGGAAAGGCGAGGAGGAGCACGAGGAAGACUUCGUUCGGCUGGACGAGGAGGAGGACGCAGCAGAGGUGGUGGUGACGUCGGAUGACAGCGUGGAGGAGGGCGAUGGGGUGUGGGCCGGCCCGGGGCUACAUUCGGAGGUUUCGCGGGACAAGGCCGGCAAGAAAGGGGCAGCGUCAUGGGUGUGUGCGGUGUGUGGUGAUGCGGGGUAUCUCCUCUGCUGUGACCUCUGCCCGCGCCUCUACCAUCUCUUCUGCCUCACCCCGCCCCUCAAGAAAGCUCCUAAGGGCUCGUGGAUCUGCCCAGUCUGCACAGAGGCUUCCACUCUCGAGAUUGAGCGCAUAUUCGGGUGCAGGAUCCGGUCCCUGAAGGAGGGGCUGGAGGACGGCAAGCAGGAGGCCGGCGCUGCUAAGAAGGCUGGGGAGGGCGAGGAGAGUGAAGAGGUUGCCAAGGGAGUAGGGGAGGGGAAGAGAAAAAGGCUGGGUUCUGGUUCUGGGGAGGUCAUAGAAGGGGAUACGGACGUGGGGGAGGAGGUGGAUGUAGUGAGUGUUGACGAUGAUGAUGCUGAUGCCCAUGCUGCAGAGGUCGCAAGGUUGAGAUCCAAGGCAGCAGCAAGUGGCGAUGGGGAUUCCGCAGGGAAAGAUGGAGGGAGCGAUAAAGAGGGAGACAAGGAGGGCAGUGGGGCCAAGGAGGGAGGGAAGGACGGGAGCAAGGCGAAAGAUACGGCGGACGAAGGGAAGGAGAAGGAUGAGAAGGGGGGCAAGGAGUUAGUGAAGUCGGGAGAUUCGAGUCAUAAGGACGACGAGAAGGCACCGGAAAAAGGCAAAGACACUGACCUGAAAGAGCAGAAGAGCGGCGAGAGCGGCAAGGAGGACGAGGACGGGGAGGAGGUGGUGGAAUAUCUGGUGAAGUGGGUGGGCAAGGCGCAUGUGCACAACACUUGGCUGUCGGAAGAGCAGGUGGUGGCACUAAACCAGCGCAAGCUCGACAACUACCGCCAGCGCCACGGCCGCACGCCGCUCUCCCUCAUGGAGGACCAGUGGACGCACCCCCACCGCAUCAUCGCCCACCGCUCCCUUGGCCGCCCGCGCCUGCCCUCCAAGGGAAAGGGCGCAGGCAAGGCGGGGGCGAGUGGCGGGAGCAUGGAUGGCGGGGCGCGGGGGAUUGGGAGAGGGGGCCAGCAGCAGCAGGAGGUGCUGGUGAAGUGGUGUGGGCUGCCGUACGACGCGUGCACGUGGGAGGACGUGCGCAGCCCCGCCAUAGCAUCCAAUCCCAAGCUGCUCCAGGCGUACGAGACCUUUGAGCGCAUGGCCAGGACGCCAGGCGGCGGGGCAGUCCCCCGCAAGCUGUCAGCCGUCCCGGACCUGAAGGAGCAGCCGAGCAACCUGGCGGGUAAACUCUUCCCGCACCAGCUAGAAGCAAUCAACUGGCUGCGCCGCUCCUGGGCGCGGCGCCGCAACGUGAUUCUAGCGGACGAGAUGGGGCUGGGAAAGACCAUCUCAGCGGCCUCCUACCUGUCGUGCGUGAAGACGGAGCUCAAGGUGCCCGGGCCGUGCCUGGUGCUGGUGCCGCUGUCCACCAUGCCCAACUGGUCCGCGGAGUUUGCGCUCUGGGCGCCGCACCUCAACCUCGUUGAGUACCACGGCAGCGCCAAGGCGCGCGCCGUCAUCCGUGACUUAGAGUUCUUCGCUUCAGGUGAUGGGGGCGGCGGCGGUGGCGGAGGUGGCAGUGGCGGUGGGGGGAGAGCGAGUGGGGAGAAGGCACGGGGAGCGGGGGGCAACAGCAACCGGCGGUACAGGUUCCACGUGAUGCUGACGACGUUUGAGAUGGUGCUGGCCGACACAUCGGUGCUACGCGCGAUCCCCUGGGAGGUGCUGGUGGUGGACGAGGGGCACCGGCUGAAGAACAACGAGAGCAAGCUCUUCACCCUGCUCAACACCUUCUCCUUCAACCACCGCGUGCUGCUCACCGGCACGCCGCUGCAGAACAACGUGGGCGAGAUGUACAACCUCCUCAGCUUCCUGCACCCCUCGGACUUCCCGUCGCUCUCGGCGUUCAAGGAGCGGUUUGCGGCGAUGGACGCGGCGGGGCAGGUGGCGGAGGUGCAGCGCAUGGUGGCGCCGCACAUGCUGCGGCGCCUCAAGAGGGAGACCAUGAAGCACAUCCCGCCCAAGGAGGAGCGCGUCGUCCCCGUGGAGCUCUCCGUCGUGCAGGCGGAGUACUACCGCGCACUGCUGACGAAGAACUACCAGGUGCUGCGCACGGGCAAGGGCGGGCAUCAGUCCAUGCUCAACAUCGUCAUGCAGCUCAGGAAGGUGUGCAACCACCCGUACCUGAUCCCGGGCACGGAACCCAUGGUGGGCAGCAUGGAGUCGCUGCAAGCAGCCAGAGUAGCGGCAUCGGGCAAGCUCCAGCUGCUGGACCGCAUGCUGGAGCGCCUCAGGGCGGCGGGCCACCGCGUGCUCAUCUUCUCGCAGAUGACAAGGCUGCUGGAUAUCCUCGAGGAGUACCUGGCUGUGAAGUUUGGGCCCCGGACAUAUGAGAGGGUGGAUGGGAGCGUGGGCGUGGCGGAUAGGCAGGCGGCCAUUGCGAGGUUUAACAAGGACAUGUCGCGAUUUGUGUUUCUGCUGUCCACGCGGGCAUGCGGGCUGGGAAUCAACCUGGCCACAGCGGACACCGUUGUCAUCUACGACUCUGACUUCAACCCGCACGCCGACAUCCAGGCCAUGAACCGUGCGCAUCGCAUUGGGCAGUCGAAGCGUCUCCUGGUGUACCGCCUGGUGGUGCGCGCGAGCGUGGAGGAGCGCAUUCUGCAGCUGGCCAAGCGCAAGCUGCUCCUCGACCACCUGCUCGCCGCCAGCAACACCGGGGCUGGCGGGGCUGCUGCCGCCGCGGGCAGCAGCAAGUCGGGGAACGCUGGGAAUGUGAAAGAACUGCAGGACAUUCUGCGGUGGGGCGCAGAUGAGCUGUUUGAAGAGGAUGCUAAGGUGGAGGGAGGGGAGGACGGGAAACCCGACGCCAGCGCGGCAGCAGCGGAGGCAGUGGCGGCAGCAGGGGGGGGGACGUUUGACAUAGGCGAGCACCGGAAGGGGCGCAAGGACCGCAGCAGCCUGGGCAACGUGUACGGCGACACGUGCCACGAGGGCGGGCGGCGGCGCCUGCAAUGGGACGAGUCGGCCAUCUCAAAGCUGCUUUGCCGCACGGUGGCAGAAGGAGGCCAUGGGGAGGAGGAGGCAGGGGAACCACUGCUCGGGUCCAUCAAGGCGUGGACAUUCGAGGAGGCGGAUGAGGAGGUGGAGGAGGAAGCGGGGGAAGACGAGGGGGUGGUGGAGGUGGAGGGGGAGGAGGUGGGGGAGGAGGCAGUGGUGGCGACAGCAGCAGGCAAGAAGGGCAAGGGGCACAAGGAGCACAAGGACGAGAAGGACGAUGCUUCCGGGGAGUGGGAGAGGCUGCUCAAGAACCGGUGGGAGCAGAUGCAGGUGGAGACGAGUGCGCUGUUGGGGCGGGGCAAGCGCACGCGGCGCCCGGUGUCGUACAACGAGCAGGGCAUCGUCGCCGCCAUGGCCGCUGCUGAUGCCGCCGCCCUUGCUGCUGCCGCCACUGCCUCCAAGGAGGACCAUGAGGACGAGGAGGAACCGGCAAGAGAGCUAUCAGCAGCUGGAAAGGCACACAGGGACAAAUGGCUGAAGCUUCGGCAGCGUCAGAAGGCACGCAUUGCCGAUCGAGGCAAGACGCCUCCCCCCAAGCCCAAGCCCAAGGCUGCGCCUGCCUCCUCCAAGCGCCCCCCUCUCCCCUCCGCCACACUCAACACCUCCUCUACCCCCUCUCAUGCGCUCGGCAAGCACGGCGUGGCCGGUCACGCACACAAGGGAGCAGCAGCGGCAGGGGCAGCAGCGGGAGCAGGAGGAGCAGGAGCACCCGGCAAGUCAGGUGCUGCAUCCGCUGCGACUGCUGCAGCGGCAGCAGCGGCAUCAGGCGGAGCGGGUGCGAGUGCUAGUGGGGUGAUGGGCAUGGAGGGCAGGAGAGAGUCAUCCCACAUGGUGGGUAAGGUGCCCGCUGAAUGGUUCUGGAAUCACCCUGGCGCUGCUGCAGCAGGGAAGCCCGGCACAGCAACAGCAGGAGCAGGGUCGUGGCAUGCAGGGGCAAGUGGCGGGUCAGGGAACAGCACAGGGCAGGGGGUAGCAGGGGCCACGGGGCAACCAGGCAUAGGACGAGCUGGAGACAAGACCGAGCCUCGACCUUUCAGCCCGAACCAGCAUCUUGGGCUCGGGAAGUCCACCAUGGGUGGAGGCACGGGGGGGGCGGGAGCAGGAGCAGGAGCAGGGUCACGGGCAGGGGCGGGUCAACCCUCAUCCACCGGAGGUCCGUCGCGCCUCUACGUCGACUCCUCUCUCUCCUACCUCCCUCGCCCCCCGCUCUUGCGGAAUUUCAACUCGGCCGAUGCUGCGGGGGCGGGUGUCCCUAACCCAGCCCUGUCUGCUGCGGCAGCGCAUGCAGCAGCGGCAGCGGCAGCAGCAGCCAGUGGCCGGGGCAGCAAUGGGCAUCAUACAGGUGGGAAAGCAGGGGGUGGGAAGAUGGGAGGAGGAGGCAGUGUUGGGGUUGGGGAGGGUGGUGGUAGCCGGCUUCUGAGCGCGCCUACUGGCGCAAGUUCCUUGCACAAGCACCAGCAUCAGCAGCAGCAGCAGCAGCAGCAGCAGCACCCGCACCACCAGCAGCACCAACACCAGCACCAGCAACCACAGCACCAGGCGCAGCAGCAGCAAGGGGGCAGGCAGGCACAGCAUCCUUCUCCUGGCAGCUUGCCAUCAGCAUCCCCCAGCCCUGCAUCAGGUGUUAAAUCCACAGGCAACCAGACCAUGGACUCAACCCACAUGGCAAGGACAGCAGGUGCUGCCAGCAUACCUGGGGGAAUGGGAGGCACAGCAGCAGGAGGAGCAGCGGGCAUGGCGCCGUCAUCCUCCCCCCAGCAGCCCACUGGCAAGGCGCCUCUCCUCUUCCUCCCCAACUUCCCCAGCUUCCCCUACCCCCACCUGCCUCCCUUCUCCCGCACCCCUGGGCAGCAGCCCACGUCCCUGCAGCCCCCCCCUCUGCCAUCCUUCACGCAUAUGCCGCCCCAUGAUCAGGCAGGGGUUAUGGGUGGAGCGGGUGGUAAGACUAACUGGAUGAGUCCCCAGCAGCAGCAGCAGCAGCAGCAGCAGCAGCAGCAGCAGCAGCAGCAGCAGCAGCAGCAGCAGCAGCAGCAGCAGCAGCAGCAGCAGCAGCAGCAGCAACAGCAGCAGCAGCACCAGCACUACCAACAGCAGCACACGCAACAGCAGCAGUACCAGCAGCAAUACCAGCAGCAGCAGCACGCAGCACAACUGGCAGGAAAGCUGGGCUCGGUAAAGUCCCCUCCUCCUGAGGCAACACGACAGUCCACAGCAGGGAAGGCAGAGGAGCAGCGGCAGGCCAAGGCUCAGAGGCGUGCAGACAGGCACAGUCAGAGAGACGCCCCCAAGGAAGGCCAGAGAGGCAAGGAAGGCGAGCUGGGCGGCCAGCAGCAGAACCAAAGCCAGCAGCAGCAACAGGAGGGCAGCCGCGGCGGCGCUAAUGAGGGCAACAGCGGCAGCAGUGCGACAAUCAAUGUGGAGAAGUUUCGAUACCAAAACGUGUCGUUCCCCCAGCGCAUCUACACGGUCAUUGGAGUGCCCAUAGGGCCUAGGGGCGCGGGGGCCGUGCCCGCAUCACCUGACAUCAUUGCUGCUGCGACUAAAGAGCUGCUCGCUGCGGGAGGCACCCCGCAACCCCGCUCCUCUGCCUCCACCCCUGCUGGACCCGCUGCUGCUGGCGCUGCUGGUGCUGCUGGUUCUGCUUCGGCAGCAGCUGCAAAGGAUGGUGUGGUUCCAAAAGGUGGUGUUGCUGGGGUAGAUGGCAGUGCAGCAGGAGCAGCAGCAGCCAAUGGGCUGGGUAAGGCGAGUGGGGGGGAGAGAGACAGCAGGGAGCAGCGUGGGGAGGGUGUUGCGGGUGCGGUCGCUGGCGGGAAGUCAGGUGCAGGCAAGGAGGGGAGAAGAGGUGGGGAGGAUCGAGGCUUGCAGUCAAAGGGAGGGUACCGGGAUUGGCUGGUGGAAGGAACAGAGGCUGCUGCUGCUGCAGCAGCAGCAGCAGCAGCAGGAGCAGGAGCAGGAGCAGGAGCAGGCAGGGAGGAGCAAGGGGCAGGAGGCAAAAGGCAAACUGGGGGAGCAGCAGCAGUUGGAAGAGGAGAAGCAAGGGAGAAGGACCAACGAGGUCCUGCUGGCAGUGCUGGUCAGGGCGAGAAGGCAGCAGUGGGGAGGGACGUGGAAGGAGAGAGCAGGGCAGCAGGUGCAGGCACGCAGUGGGGUGAGGAGGAGUUGGAUGCGCUGUGGAUCGGUGUGAGGCGGCAUGGGAGAGGGCAGUGGAGGGCUAUUCUGGGUGAUAGAAGGUUGAGGAUGAGGGAGAGGAGGAUAGAGGAAGAGCUAGAGGAAAGGUGGGCGGCAGAGGAGAGGAGGAUUCUGGGGUGGACUGAGACCGACCAGGAGAGGCGGAGGGAGAGGGAGAGGGGGAAGAGGAGAGAGGUUAAGGAAGUGAAAGAGGUGAAAGAGGCGGUGGGAGGGGAAGAGGAUGCGGACGAUGUGAUUCUGCUUGGAGCUGAGGAAGUGGAGCGGGAGAGGAGCAAGAGAGAGGAGGGCGUGUAUGGAGGAGGGCGGGAGACGCAGAGGAGGGAUGGUAAGAGGAAGUUGGAUGAGAUGGGCCUGGAGGGAGAGGAUGGCAGGGAGAGUGGGGAGGGAGUGGAGCGAGGGACAGGGAAGAGGGCGCCAGGAGAGGGGCGAAGGGAAGCGAGAGGGGCAGGUGAGAGGGCACCGGUGGGUGAAGGGGUGAAUGAGAACGGAAAGGGUGAGGACGUGAGAGUUGGGAGAGCAGUUGGAGCUGCAGCAGGGGAGGCAGAGCAGCAAGGCAAGGGGGAGCGCGGCGGGGGUGCACGAGAGGAACUGGCGAGAGGGGCAAGCGCAGCAGGAGACAAGGGCACUGCUGGUGGUAGCACCAGUGCGGCUCAUAGCUGGAGCAGGGAGGGCAGCGAUAGGGAGGUUGGCAUGUCAGGGAAAGGCAAGCGGGUGGGUGUGGACAAGAGGGAUGGAGUGGAGCGAGUGGCAAAUCAUGGGGCUGCAUUGUAUGCGAGAGGGGUGGGGGAGGAGGAGGACGACGACGAUGAUGUGGAGAUCAUCCCACCGUUUGGGCCUUCUGCUAUAACGUCUGCUCGUGCUGCUGCUGCUCCUGCAGCAAGAGACGGAAAGGGCAGAGAGGCAGAGGAGGCAGAGAAGGGCAGUUUGGGUGCAGAGGGGAGAGCACAGCAGUCACAGGCGCAUAUGUCGCGUGGUGUCACUUCACCACGCGGCACCUCUCUGCACACCUCGUCUCGUCACCUCUCGUCCUCGCCCAAGCCAUCCUCUCCUCUCACUCUGCCUUCUUCCCAUCCCACCACCAACCAGUUUCCUGCCUCUCCUCUCUCCCCACCUCUCUCCCUUCCACCUGCUGCCCCCACGCCUCCACCGGCGCCUUCCCAGAGCUUCGCACUCACACCCUUCGACUCCAAACAGCAGCAGCAGCAGCAGCAGCAGAAGCCUUCGAACUCUCCCCAGCGCCCUUCUCCCAAGGCGGAACGGGGGGAUCUGCCAGGGCAGACAGCAAUCCAGGCGCCCAUAGCGUCCCUCGCUCCUGAUCGUCUCGCGCUCUCCAAGGCCUCAUUCUCCACCCUCAUCUCCCCCCCUUCCACUCGCAAGCCCCCUCCUACCUUCCACCCCGCCGCUUCUGCUGCCACUGCCAUUCCCGCCACCAUGCCCAGCCCAGUACCUCUGACGUCGGUUUUAACUCCACUACCCCCCACCGCAAUCACCCCUCACCCCUCGAGACCAGCCGCUGGGCCGCACGCCCCUGUGCCUCCGGGUUACUCCUUCCUCCCUCCCCCCCGCCGCUCCUCUGCCCCUGCCCGCCCCAUAGCGUCAUCACAGCUGACAGCUAUUUCAGUGGCCUCCAAGCAUCUCGCGGCUGACUCCACGCCUGUGCUGCCAAGAGCUGCUUAUGUGGCACCAGUUGAUUGGACGCCACGCCCGCUGCCGAGAAUACGCAAGAUGAAGAAGUUUUGGAAGCUUCAGAGAAGCCGCACUGCUGUUGGAGCGGCAGCUGCUGUGGCUGCGGGUGAAGCAAGGGGAAAUGGGGUGAGCACUCCAAGACAGGGCACAGGUAGGGGGGGCACGAUCCCUGCACCUCCUGCUGAUUCUGAUCAUGCACUGGUAGCAGCUACUUCACCAGCUAUUGUGCCAGCAAUGCUCUCUCCUGGGGUCGGCAGCUCAUUGCAUGGUGCUUAUGCGAAUGUACCACACUCUCAACCCCGGUGAAUGUGGCUGAAUUCCGGUCGAACCUGGUGGUGUACUGAGAGUGGGCUAUAAUGUGCCAAAUGUCGGCUUCGCUCUUUGUGUUAUCCUAAUGAUACUAUGAUGGGAUAUUAGUUACAAUUCUGAUGGAAAAUGGU
This is a messenger RNA of Closterium sp. NIES-67, 11707 nucleotides long. The record is from the annotation of a GenBank genome assembly. NCBI's taxonomy places the organism in Eukaryota, Viridiplantae, Streptophyta, Zygnematophyceae, Desmidiales, Closteriaceae.